AUGGCUAAAGUGAGCUGGAAUCACCCUGUUGUCCACUUCUACAUCCUGGUGUCUCUGGGCAACCAGUUCUGCCAUGGUACACUUUAUAUUCUGUUUGUUGUCAUCAUACUCCUUACAAACCUUGGUAACCUGCUUGUGAUCAUAACCAUCAUUCAUUUCAAGCGGCUGCACAAACCAACCAACUAUCUCAUCCUCUCUCUGGCUGUAGCUGAUCUGCUUGUAGGGAUGUUUGUGAUGCCCCCCAGUAUGGUACGUGUUGUAGAGACUUGUUGGUAUUUUGGAGACUUCUACUAUCGAUACUAUGCUGUUUGUCACCCUCUACAGUACCAAAAUAGAAUUACUCCAUUUAUCACAGUAAUCAUGAUCUCAGUUUGUUGGAGUAUAUCUAUCACAUUUGCAGUUGUUUUGGUGUUUGCUGAGGAUGAGACUUCCAGUUCUCAGUAUUUCUUGUAUGGCAGUAUUCCAUGUGAGAAGAUUUGUGUGAUAUUGCUAAGCGAAGUGGCAAUUUUAUUUUAUCCAGUGUUUAUUUUUUAUGCCCCAAGCACUAUCAUACUUAGCAUAUAUCUGAAAAUAUUUUCUGCUGCACGAAAACAAAUACGAUUGAUCCAUGGUGUAAACUCUCAGAUCAAGACACGUGUCAAGCAAACAUCUAUAAGCAAGGCUGAGAGGAAGACCACUAAAACUCUUGUGAUUAUUAUGAGUGUAUUUCUGAUAUGUUGGACUCCAAUUAUAUCCUGCAGUAUAAUUGAUCCACUUACUGGUCACUCAGUUCCAUCAGUGUUGUUUGAGGUCUUUGGAUGGAUUGGCUAUUCAAAUUCAAGUUUGAAUCCUAUUGUGUAUGUUUUCUUUUACAGUGAGUUCAGAAAGGCUUUCAGAAUGAUUUUAUGUAGAAAACGAUUUUAA
Molecule: messenger RNA, 903 nt
Organism: Chanos chanos (milkfish)
Lineage: Eukaryota; Metazoa; Chordata; Actinopteri; Gonorynchiformes; Chanidae
Product: trace amine-associated receptor 1-like
Exons: 3
Coding region: 1-903 (300 amino acids)
Biological process (GO): G protein-coupled receptor signaling pathway
Cellular component (GO): membrane
Molecular function (GO): trace-amine receptor activity
Source: RefSeq, a predicted model, not a curated record